AGGCAGCAAAAUGUGGCGGAAAUGGCCAAUUACACAAUAUGAAGACCAUUAUCAAGAGCCAUGUACGCUCAAAUAAGGAAAUGUAUGAGGAAGCAAAAAAUGCCAUGUUGGAGAAGGUGGAUGCUUUAAAGAGAACCAUCCUGGAGGAUCUGGAGAAAGCCAUGACAGAAUCCAUUGAAUUUUCUCUCAGGACUGACAACAACUCACUCCCAGAUGUUUCAGAAGAGCUAGAGAGAGUGACAAAACAUCAUGAUGAACUUUUAAGCAGUCAACAUUAAAAAAUGUAACUGGGUAAAUACUGAUAAAAUGUUUUUGUGCUAAAUAAUGUGAACUGAUCCACCCAGCAGUUGCUCUAAAUCCAUGGUGUAUAUACGGCUCCAUUUUAGUGAAGCUGACUUUUUGUGAAGAACACAAAAACAACACUAGUGUGAACAUUUUUUAUGAACACGUCUUAGGCAAAUUUUAGGGGGAUUUUACUGUUGGUCCUCAAUGGCUGAGCAUUUAUCUCUCUGAUUAUUUCAAAAAAUUUAUUUCUGAUAUUUCAGGUCACCCGUGAUAUCUUCAGUCACAUUUUUCAAGUUGUUUUGUGUUCUCUCUUUGAAUGUUAUGCUGAUGCUUACUUUUGACUUUCAAUCAAGUCUUUACAUCUGAAGUCAUUAGCUGUUUCCGGAUACAAACUCUGCUUCAGGUCCAAUUCAUUAAGGCACUUGUGUUUUAACAUGUUUUCAUGCUUUGUAUCUUGUUCUAUUUAAUCUGAACAAACCCCUGAAAAAAGUCGAUGGUCAUUGUUGCCGUCUCUGGGUUUUAUUAGCCCUAUUCAUCGGCAGCACUUUUUAAAACCUUAUGAUAUAACUACAGCCCAACCCAUGCAGCAGUGCAUUAAUGACUAACCUCGUAUUGUGGAUGGAUUAUCUCAGCUGUUCUCCUGACUGAAGUUUGGUCGGUUUACAACAUCCUGCCAUGCAAUUGCAUUUGUCCCGAACCAUCGGGAACCCUCGCAUUAAUUUUUAGCGAGUGGAAGAAGGUUAGCGUUCAUCCUCCAGCUUCACUGUGCUAAUGUUUUUAUAGUAUGCUAACCAUAGCUGUGUAGCUAGCCACCACGUCGCACAUCAUCAUAUACCAGCUAUCCCAACUUCAGUAACGCUAUAAAGGUCACUAAUGUUUAGUUUUCUGUCUUGAUUUAUGUCGGAAGUGGUAGCAGAGCUCUACGUUUUAAUUUUUCAGAAAUCCCUCAGUCAGAAUAUGGUAUAACUUCUUUAGGUUGAAAUUAGUGAGCUAACUUCGAACUUCCUGCUAACUUCAAACUCUGUUAAACUUCAUAAAUGCUGUUUUCAUGGAUGUCUGGAUGUUAAACUGCUUUGUCAUACUUAGUAGAGCAGCCACACUGAUAAUUUUAGUAAAGAUGAAAGAAUAUAGACAGUUUUAACUCUCAGUAUUGCCACAGUGUUUGUUUGGACCCAGAAACAGGGUUCAUAUGCCAUCGCUUAACAACACUCAUAUAAAGAGAUACUUAGAUAGUAAUUCAAACCAGCAGUGGCAAGGUUUUAAUCAUAAAGAACUAAAACAAAAUGGAAAUACUGUAUCUAAAAUCUGAUUGCUUUUUUGCUUUUGUAGUGGUAGUAGCUUUUUAAUUAGUUGUGGACUUGAGGUAGAUAGAAAAUUAGAGAGAAAUGAAAAGGUAAAAGGAUUACGAUGCAAACAUUCUUGGUUCAUGUCAACCAGGGAUAUUUGCAUUGUAUUUCUGUUGUGGUUUUAAUUUUAAGGGUCUAAACCAAAAGAAGAUCCAGAGCUUCAUGAUUUUAAUUAUUUCAUUUACUUCCUAUACUGUGUUUAAAUAUGUUAUGUUUAGUUUUGCUUUAUUAGGUGGGUACUUUAUUUUUUUUAGGUAUUUGGAUUUAACUUUGUGAACAAGAAUGACAAUUUCAAUUUGUAAUACAAAUAUAUCUUUUCUGCAAUACAGACUUUGAGUAUCAUAUGAUUAAUAAAACGGUAGCAAAUAACUACUAUCAACUUUUACUUAAGCUACAAUAUCAUUUUGAAUUUUGUUGUUACUAAUCUAUACUAAUUCUAAAUGUAUGCAUGUGCUUCGUUUUUGUAUUGCUGUUAUAAUAAAAUAUAACUUGAGUUUAAAAGCAUGUGUAGUCACAAGAACCGUUUUUUCUAAUCCCAUGAACAUGAAAAAGGCAUGUUUUAUAUUCAUGCAAAAACAUCCUUGUUGUAAUGUAGUGGAAAGUGGCAUGGUGGAAUAAUAGAGAGAAUCUCCCAACAAACAUUGGAUGCAUUAUUUUCUAUUUUAAUUAUUGCAAGCUUUUGUUUUUUGUGUGAGAUAUAGGCUACACCCAUGUGGGAGUGGACAUUUCACUCUAGUCUAGCUGCCAGCUAUUUGAAGAUGAAUACAGGGAGUAGUUGAUUGGUGAUGAUUUCAGCUCUUCUAUUUAAAGGGGAGAGAAAAGAAGAUUCAAGAGAGAGAAAAUGGGAAGAAAGGAGGUUGCGGGACACAGUUGCAGUAGGUUGAAGCUGGUUAAAAUUGGAGAAAAUGGCCUUUAAAAUGUCCUGGACUGGUUUUACAUUUAAAAUAAUCAGAUAAUACCACAAGGACAAUUUGUUUUAAUUAGGAUUUAUGUGGAUUUGUUUUGAUAAAAGACUGGAUUACAAACUGAUGGGUAUGCUGGAACUUAUUCAUUUCUUGUCCUGGGGCCUUCUUGUUGGUCACUUAUCAGUAGCUGGGGUUUGAGAUUCCAUGGAAACGUCUUUGGGAUUCUCCUUGAUAAAUGAAAGGAUAAGCCAAACCUUAACCUGAUCACCUUCUUAACCUAAGGAGAUCCUAUGGGUUUUUAUUGUGCCACUGAAGCAUACAACUUAAUCUUAUUUGUUUAAUUCAAGAGCACAGAUGAACCUGUCUUGAUGCUGACUUAUCAGACUAAAGCUAGCUAACUCAUUAUAAUCCGGAGAAAGGCUGAGCUUUAGGAACAAGCUAAAGAAAGCCUAAACUUUUACACAUCCCAGAGAUAUUUUCUCGCCUUAACAGUUUAAUAUGAGAGAUUGUGUGUUUGUACUGUGAAAUAUUCCCUAUUGAUUUGUGAUAACCUUAUUCAUAUUUAUUUUAAAUGAAAAAGCUUAGAGAUAGGAUGAGGAAUUCAGCCAUCAGGGAGGGGCUCAUAGUAGAGCCACUUAGUGGGAAGUUCAGCUCUUUUCAGAGAGCUGGCUCUUUUGUCACGGCUCCCAAAAAGGAGCUGGCUCUUUUGGCUCCCAAAUGGAUCCUAAGUUAUUAUCAUCCAUAGCCUCAUAUUUUAGCUUUACUUGGCAAAUGUGAAAGCUUUGUGUUUUACAUUUAGUGUUUUUAUGAGAAGCUUU
Molecule: messenger RNA, 3354 nt
Organism: Haplochromis burtoni (Burton's mouthbrooder)
Lineage: Eukaryota; Metazoa; Chordata; Actinopteri; Cichliformes; Cichlidae
Molecular function (GO): GTPase activity
Source: RefSeq, a predicted model, not a curated record